AUGAAGAGCAUUCCCCUUCUCCUCCUUUUGCUGCAAGUAGUAUUUGGGAGAAGAACCCGAUUGCUGAAGGGCUUACCUGCAACAAGCACAGUCGAAGAAAACACAGCAGCUGGUGCUACAGUCUAUAACUUCAGCGUAACACUGUCUUCUGGAGGUGUUGCAGUUCUUCCUACCAUAGUAAUUUCAAAUCCACUUACAGAGGCUUUUGAUAUUGAACCAAAAGGAGGUCUCGAAUUCAGGGUUGUUACCACUGGAAAGCCUGUCCUAGAUUAUGAAACCAUGCCAAAGAGCUUUGAUUUACAGAUUUUUGUUGAAGAUACAACUGGAAGGACUGACGUUAACACAUUGACUGUUCGAGUAACAGACAAAAAUGAACAUCCUGUAUUUCGAGGAAAUAUAGCAAUUCAAACUGUAACCAUCUAUGUGCUGGAAGGAACAUCUCCACAACACAUCUACCAAGUCAAUGCAGCUGAUCCUGAAAAUGCUCAACUCAAAUAUUCACUGCUCCCUGCAGCAGUGCCAUUCUCAAUCAAGGAAAGUGGAGCCAUUUUUUCCACAAAGGAAUUUGAUUAUGAGAAAGAUCUGUGUUGUUACUUUGUAAAUAUAACAGUGACAGAUCCAGAUGGACUCAACUCGACUAAAACAGUGAAUAUAAACAUAAUUAACAUCAAUGAUGAAAGGCCUUACUUUACCACAAAACAAAGAAUCUACAGGAUUCCAGAGGAGCAAAGCCCAGGCACCAUUGUUGCCAAUCUAACAGCUAAAGAUCCUGAUGAUGAAGACUCUGCCAGCAGACUUUUCUACAGCAUCCAGUCUUCUGACAGAUAUUUCUCCAUAAAUCCCUUGACUGGGGUGCUGCAGGUGACUAGGAGAAUUGACCGAGAUGCUCUUCCACUGCGGCUCCAUCCCAACAUCUCUCUGCUAGUCCGGGUGGAGGACAGUCCCAGCGGUGGUCACACCAGUGAGAUGGAGAUCACAAUCAUUAUUGAUGAUAUCAAUGACAACCCACCAGAAUGCAAUCCUUCUGCCUUCAGGAGAGAAGCAAAUGAAAAUACCACUCCUGGGACAUUUCUUCUUGAUCUUAGAAAUUACUGUAAGGAUAUUGAUGUUGAUCCAUCAAACAACCAAUUUAAUUUCACUGGAUUAUCUGGUUUUGGAAGCAAUAACUUCGCUCUGGAGUCUGCUGUGUCUGGAAGACUUGUGAUGUCUGGAACUUUUGAUUUAGAAAACCCAACUAAUCCAGGAGUUGAAGUUUAUACUCUGACUGUCAGGGUGCAAGAUAUUGCCCGUCCUAACUACUCAGAUAUCAUCUACAUUUACAUCAGGAUAAAGCCAGUGAAUGAAUUUUUUCCAGUCUUCAGUAAUUUAUCUUACGUAUUUAAUGUUUCAGAAAUUACUAAAGUUGGAUCCAGCAUUGGAAGAGUGCAUGCCACAGACAAGGACUGGCCAACCACUGCCAUCACUUACUCCAUUGUAGCUGGAGGAGGCACCAGGGAUUACACAAAUAUCUUCUGGAUCAGCCCAAACAAAGGACAUGUGAGAGUUUUAACUGGAUUAGACUAUGAAACGACUCAGAAACACCUUUUCACAGUACAGGCCUCAGACCAACAGAAGACCACAACAGCAUCUGUAACCGUGAAUGUUUUGGACGUAAACGAUGAAGAACCAGUUUGUUCACCCAAUUUCUAUUCAUUUCAAAUCCCAGUAAGCUUAGCUGUUGGGACCAAUAUUAAUGGCUUCAGGAUUGAGUGUCAAGAUCGUGACUCUGAUCCCAGGUCUUUCCGUUACUUCAUUAAUGAAGGCAAUGAGAACAAUCAUUUCACCUUUUCACCAAGUGCUGGUUCCAACAUAUCUCGACUGAUUCUUGCAUCAAAGUUUGACUAUGAGAGUGGACUUGAUACAAGUUGGAUUUACAGUCUGCGUGUCUACAUAACAGAUGAUAAUUUGCUAUCUGCCAGGGACAAAACUACACACUUAACGAAGACUGGAACAGUGACUUUAAGCAUCAGAGUUAUCCCAAACCCAACCACUGCCAUUACCACAACGCCUGGCUUCACUCUUGUGAUGGAGAGGGAGAACCUCUACUCUGACUCGGCGUGGUACGUGCCGUUCGUCAUCACCCUUGGUGGGUUGCUGCUCCUUGGACUGCUGGGCUACCUGGGGCUCCUGCUGCUGACGUGGAUCCUCACCCACUGCCCUCCAGCCAGCAAAGCAGACAGCACACAGCUAUCUCCUGGAGUUUUACCCAAGCCAGUUGCAAAGCUCUGGCCCAUAAAGUUUCAUGGAAAGAAGAAACCUAAGAAAGAAGUGAUUGUGACAAUGACAAAGCUAAACACUGUCUUUGAUGGAGAAGCCAGAGACCCAGUUACUGGCAGAAUGUAUGAAUUCAACACACGGUCAGGGGCUCGGAGGUGGAAGAAGAGCAAUGAGCCCCUUCAGCUGACACAGGCUGCACAGGUAACAUCCAGUGCCAUAAACAAGAGUGGCCAAGGAACAGACAGAGAAGAGGCACCAAGCAAAGUAGAACCUUCAAAGAAGAGGGAAAAGCUGACUGCAGCAACAAAACCAGCUGCCAAGCCCUCAGCAGGGCAAUCAGAAACACCAGGCCAGGAUGGGCUGAGAUUACAAAAGAAGAAAGAGGAGUCUGAGGACAGGGGAUUGUCCUCACCAGCCCCCCAAGGCAGGAACUGA
Messenger RNA from Acanthisitta chloris (rifleman), 2691 nucleotides. RefSeq names its product cadherin-related family member 3 (gene CDHR3). Gene Ontology annotation, biological process: synaptic transmission, glutamatergic; cell morphogenesis; multicellular organism development. Bases 1 to 2691 code for a protein of 896 amino acids. Gene Ontology annotation, molecular function: calcium ion binding; cadherin binding. Gene Ontology annotation, cellular component: plasma membrane; adherens junction; catenin complex. NCBI's taxonomy places the organism in Eukaryota, Metazoa, Chordata, Aves, Passeriformes, Acanthisittidae. The transcript is spliced from 19 exons. The record is from RefSeq and is a predicted model, not a curated record.